UACUCUCCACACCAAUUAAGUGCUCACUCACUCACUCAGCUCGUCUUCUUCUUCCUCCGCUCGGCCUCUCGUUGCGGCCAGGGAAAGAGCUAGCUAGCUAGCGUGUGCUCGAUCGAUGGCGAAAACGACGAUGAGCGCGGCCAAGAACCUCGUGAGGCUCCUCGUCCUCGUGCAGGUGUCCUUAGGCCUUCUGGGCGGCGUCGCGGCGCUCAGCUUCGACUACUACGGCAUGACCUGCCCGUUCGCGGAGAUGAUGGUGCGCAGCGUCGUCUACGACGCCCUCAUGAAGGACCCCACCCUGGCCGGCAGCCUCCUCCGGCUGCACUUCCACGACUGCUUCGUGCAGGGCUGCGACGCGUCGGUGCUGAUCGACUCGGCGGACGGCAACACGGCGGAGAAGGACGCGCAGGCGAACCUGACCCUGCGGGGCUUCGAGGUGAUCGACCGCAUCAAGGAGCUGCUGGAGUCGCAGUGCCCCGGCGUCGUCUCGUGCGCCGACGUCCUGGCGCUGGCGGCGCGCGACGCCGUGCUCCUGGCCCGGGGCCCCUACUACGGCGUGCCCCUGGGGCGGCGCGACGGCACGCGGUCGGUGGACUCCGACACCUUCACGGCGCUCCCGCCGGCCUUCUUCAACGUGACCAUGCUCAUGAAGCUCUUCGGCUCGCACGGGUUCACGGUCCAGGACAUGGUGGCGCUGUCCGGCGGCCACACGCUGGGCGUCGCGCACUGCGCCAACUUCAAGGGCCGCCUCGCCGAGACGGACACGCUGGACGCCGCGCUGGGGUCGUCGCUCGGCGCCACCUGCACCGCCAACGGGGACGCCGGCGUGGCAACGUUCGACCGCACCAGCACCAGCUUCGACACCGUCUACUUCCGGGAGCUGCAGAUGCGGCGCGGCCUGCUCAGCUCCGACCAGACGCUGUUCGAGUCGCCGGAGACCAGGGGCAUCGUCAACAUGUUCGCCAUGAACCAGGCCUACUUCUUCUACGCGUUCCAGCAGGGGAUGCUCAAGAUGGGGCAGCUCGACCUCAAGGAGGGCGACGAUGGUGAGAUCAGGCACACGUGCAGGGUCAUCAACUCCUCCUAGGCAAACACAGCUUACUAGUGUGGAUGCUGCGAAGUGUGCAAUGGUACGUGUGCUUAUAUAUAUAUGGUCCCGUAAGUGUAGCUUGUAAAAGUAAAUGUGUAUGAUACAUGUGCCCCAUGCAAACCAAGAUAGGAGCUAAGAAUGAAGCUCUUGAAGCAAAUAAUAAUAAUGCAAGGAUAUACACUAUAUUGUGUACUAUGUGUAAAAAUUAAUUGGAAGAAGAAGAUCCAGAGAUCCCUGCUAA
Messenger RNA from Zea mays, 1331 nucleotides. Its product is annotated as peroxidase 47. The transcript has a single exon. The coding region runs from base 116 to 1087 and encodes 323 amino acids. Gene Ontology annotation, biological process: hydrogen peroxide catabolic process; response to oxidative stress. Lineage: Eukaryota; Viridiplantae; Streptophyta; Magnoliopsida; Poales; Poaceae. The record is from RefSeq and is a predicted model, not a curated record. Gene Ontology annotation, molecular function: heme binding; peroxidase activity.